Molecule: messenger RNA, 1894 nt
Organism: Lobosporangium transversale
Lineage: Eukaryota; Fungi; Mortierellomycota; Mortierellomycetes; Mortierellales; Mortierellaceae
Product: tRNA synthetases class I (M)-domain-containing protein
Exons: 7
Coding region: 33-1814 (593 amino acids)
Biological process (GO): methionyl-tRNA aminoacylation
Molecular function (GO): methionine-tRNA ligase activity; ATP binding
Source: RefSeq, a predicted model, not a curated record
GUCCUCUCCAUUCAACGUGCUUCCAUUCGAUCAUGGUGAGCUCACCAUUCAUACUGAGGCAAUUGAGUCUCCCUCAGCGUGUACGGUCAAAGGUCCUGUUGAACACAGGAUAUCCUGCACUGGCAGCACUGCGGCAAGUCCAGAGUGGAGUUCAUAUCAAAUUUUAUAAUGCUCUUUACAGCACUCAAGCAGCUAUCCCCGAUCUGACAGAUAAACCAUACUACAUCACGACACCAAUUUUCUAUGUUAAUGCGGUUCCUCAUAUUGGGCAUUUGCAUUCAGCGGUCCUUGCGGACACCUUCAAACGCUUCCACGUGAUGAAAGGCCGCAAAGCAUUAUUGAGUACAGGGACGGACGAACAUGGACUGAAAAUACAACAAGCCGCAAUGCUAGCAGGAGUAAAAGAGAUUGAUUUAUGUGAUCAGGUUUCUCAGCGGUUCAAAGACUUGUUUGAUGCAGCCAAUAUCAGUUAUACUACAUAUAUCAGAACAACAGAACCACGCCACACCAUCACUGUCAAGGAGCUCUGGCAAAAGUUGUGGGAUAAUGGAUAUAUCUAUAAGGGACAGCACGAGGGUUGGUAUUCCAUUUCUGAUGAAGCAUUUUAUGCGUCAACACAAGUUGAAGAGAGGAUUGAUGAAAAGACGGGUAGUAAAUACCAUAUCGCCAUUGAGACAGGAAAGCUAGUUGAAUGGACAACAGAGGAGAAUUAUAAAUUUAAGCUGAGCGCUUUCACCGAUCGGUUACUCGAAUGGCUAGAUCAAAACCCUGAUGCUAUCGUGCCCAAGAGCCGACAUCAAGAGGUCCAAAGCUGGAUCAGGAAUGGGCUUUCUGACUUGUCCGUUUCAAGAUCUAGAUCAAGAUUGACUUGGGGCAUCCCUAUUCCGGGAGAUGAUAGCCAUGUUAUGUAUGUAUGGAUGGAUGCCCUCACAAACUAUUUAACAGUCGCAGGAUAUCCGUGGAAAGACAGCGAUAUGGAAAAGAAUCAGGCUUAUGGAUGGCCUGCAGACGCUCAGGUUGUUGGGAAGGACAUAUUGCGCUUCCAUGCCGUGUACUGGCCCGCUUUCUUAAUGGCUGCAAAACUGGAUUUGCCAAAGAGAAUUGUAGCUCAUGCUCACUGGACACAAAGAAAGAUGAAGAUGUCAAAGAGCAUUGGAAACGUAGUGGACCCUUUCACAGCUAUGGAGGAAUUUGGUACCGAUACUAUUCGAUUUUACUUGAUGAAUGAUGGGGGGCUCGUAGAUGACACAGACUAUUCUUCCUCCUUAGUUAUGGAGCGUUACAGAAAGUUGCUUGCUGGCCAGCUUGGAAACCUUUUGAACCGAUCAAUUUCUUUGGCUCUCAAUCCAUCAUCGAAGAUCCCAGCAGCACCAUCCAUGGAAAACGUUCAUCCUGAAGACAAGCACUUGCAUUUAAGGCUCCAGGUAGUUUCAAAUGCUUAUAACGAUGCCAUGAGCAAUUACAGGACAACGCAGGCGACACAAGCAAUCUUUGAAAUGUUAGCAGAGGCAAACGUCCACAUCAGUCAAUGUAAACCAUGGGAUUUGAUCAAGGACCCAUCCAAGAAAGAUCGCUUAGAUACGGUGUUAUGGUAUUCCAUGGAAUCUGUACGCCUAGCCGCUCUGCUACUCCAGCCAAUCAUACCUACGAAAGCAUCAGAAAUACUAGAUCAGCUCGCCAUCACAAAGGAGGAACGGUCUUGGGAUUUUGCAUAUCUUGGUCGUGGUUGGAUGAAGGAUUUAGAGGCAAGACGCGUUCGUCCUAGUGGACCCGUGUUCCCACCAUUGAAGCCCACAAAAAAUAAGCAACUCUAGUCGCCAACAACAAUAAUGACCUCGAAAUGUCUAGCUUAACUUGAUUACAUAUUCAAAUAUACGUGACCAUUUAACCAUUG